Molecule: messenger RNA, 1448 nt
Organism: Elaeis guineensis (African oil palm)
Lineage: Eukaryota; Viridiplantae; Streptophyta; Magnoliopsida; Arecales; Arecaceae
Product: 3-oxoacyl-[acyl-carrier-protein] reductase 4-like
Biological process (GO): fatty acid biosynthetic process
Molecular function (GO): 3-oxoacyl-[acyl-carrier-protein] reductase (NADPH) activity; NAD binding
Source: RefSeq, a predicted model, not a curated record
CCGAGCCGCCUCCCUCCCUCCCUCCCUUCCUCACUCUUCGGAGAUUCCAAAGUCUCCCACCUCCCACCUACCCUCUUGUAUACUCUGUUCUGUCUUCGCUGGCGACCCUCCGAACCUACCAUUCCAAGCUCUCCUCCUUCCUCCUCCUCCGCCUCUCCCGAUCUCCUCCCAUGGCUGCCUCCAUCGCCUUCAACCCCCCCGUCAUCCCGGGGAGAUCCGCCGCCCCAAGGAGGAUCGCACCAUUCCAGACCAUCUCCGCCGCCCCUGGCCUCGCUGCCCGGUCCAUUCGCCUCAAUUCCAGUCUCGUUUCGGACGCCCCUGCCUUCUCCGGUGUAAGAACUCAGGUUGCAGCCGUUGAACCAGUAAGCAUUGAAGAGGCUCAAAAAGUGGAAACUCCUGUUGCUGUCGUUACUGGAGCUUCUAGAGGAAUUGGAAAAGCAAUAGCAUUGGCCUUCGGCAAAGCUGGUUGCAAGGUCCUUGUAAAUUAUGCCAGGUCAGCAAAGGAAGCUGAAGAAGUCUCCAAAGAAAUUGAGGCAUCUGGUGGUCAAGCCAUUACAUUUGGGGGAGAUGUUUCAAAAGAGGCUGAUGCCGAAUCUAUGAUCAAAACAGCAGUGGAUGCAUGGGGAACAGUUGACAUAUUGGUAAACAAUGCAGGAAUUACACGAGACACAUUAUUGAUGAGGAUGAAGAAACCACAGUGGCAAGAAGUAAUUGACCUGAAUUUAACUGGUGUCUUUCUUUGUACACAGGCUGCAGCCAAACUAAUGAUGAAGAAGAAAAAGGGAAAGAUCAUCAAUAUGACAUCUGUUAUUGGUCUUACUGGCAACAUAGGUCAAGCUAAUUAUAGCGCUGCAAAGGCAGGGGUGAUUGGUUUUACCAAAACUGUCGCAAGGGAAUAUGCAAGCAGAAAUAUCAAUGUGAAUGCUGUUGCCCCUGGGUUCAUUGCAUCUGAUAUGACUGCCAAACUUGGAGCAGACAUUGAGACGAAAUUCUUGCAGACCAUCCCACUAGGGAGGUUUGGGCAACCAGAAGAAGUAGCUGGGUUGGUGGAGUUCUUGGCCCUCAAUCCUGCUGCCAAUUACAUAACUGGGCAGGUUUUUACCAUUGAUGGUGGAUUGGUAAUGUAAGCUCGGGUGGCUGUUUCAACAUAGUUUUCCUGCGUGCUAAGCCACCACUUGGUAGUUCGGAGCUUUCGGCCUCUGCUUUGGUGAUUUUGGACGUGUUGGUGAGGUGCUCUGGCCUCUCUCUGACCAGACUCUUUUUUCCUCGUGUGUUCUGAACCUCCAUACGGUAGUUUCAGAGCUUCCCACUCGUUAGGUGAGUUAAAAGUGAGAAGAACAAGAAAAUGCAACCGAUCUAUGUUACGCGGGACAAAUUUAUAUUCAUUUUUUUGUGUUUCUUUACCAGAUUAGACUAACUUAAUGAUUAAAAAGGAAUUCAUUCUAUCA